GUCUGCUUUGUUUCACCCAUGCCAUAAACCCAUACCAACGACUAGCUAUUCGUCAAGCUAGCGAUUUUCCGAGCACCCCUUAGCAACCAUCAUCACUGUUGUCCACAUCUUCAACAUGGCCGACAGCAUCGAGCCCAUCGCCAUUGUUGGCAUGUCAUGCCGCUUCCCCAGCGAGGCCAAGUCCGUUGAUGGCCUCUGGGAGAUGAUGACAACAGCCAAAAAGGGACACUCCAAGAUUCCUGCGGACCGCUUCAAUGCCGAUACCUGGUAUCACCCGAGUCACGAUCGACGAGGAGCAGUGAGUCCAUUCAUUCCGCCAUCUCAACGGUCGAUGAGAAGAUAUCAAGAGAUGUCUAACCAUGAGUGACCAGGUCAACACCAAGCAUGGCUUCUUCUUGGAGGACGAUAUUUCCCUCUUUGACGCUCCCUUCUUCUCCAUCACCGCAAAGGAAGCAUCGGGCAUGGACCCAAUGCAACGUCUUCUCCUGGAAGUGUCGUACGAAACCUUUGAAAAUGCCGGUGUCCCAAUGGAAAAGCUCGUUGGGAGCAAGACCUCGGUCUUCUGCGGCUGCUUUACCGGUGAUUACGAUCUUCUUUCCAACCACGACAUUUUCGACCAUGCCCCAAACGCAGCCACUGGAACCGGAAGGGCCAUGCUGUCGAAUCGUGUCUCGUGGUUUUUCGAUCUCCGUGGAUCCAGUUUCACCGUCGACACGGCCUGCUCGUCGAGCUUGUACGCCCUCCACAGUGCGUGCCAGUCGCUGCGACUGGGCGAGUCCAGCCAGGCCUUGGUCACCGGCUCCAACCUCGCUCUUUACCCCAGCAUGUUCCACUCGCUCACCAACAUGCAUUUCCUCAGCCCGGACGGCAUCUGCCACUCUUUCGAUGACCGUGCCAACGGCUACGCUCGAGGUGAGGCCAUUGGUGGCCUUCUCCUGAAGCCACUGUCCAAAGCCCUGGCCGACGGAGACACCAUUCGUGCUGUCAUCCGUGGGAGCGCAACCAACCAGGACGGCAAGACUCCCGGUAUCACCAUGCCCAGCCCAGAGUCACAGGCGGACCUCAUUCGUUUUGUCUACGCACAAGCCGGCCUGAAGAUGUCCGACACGAGUUACUUUGAGGCACACGGCACCGGUACUGGCCUUGGAGACCCUAUGGAGCUUUCGGCAAUUGGAACGACCUUGGGCGCGGCCCGCGAGGCUGGUCAGACUCCUCUCUACGUGGGCAGUAUCAAAUCAAACAUUGGCCAUACUGAAGGAUGCUCUGGUCUGGCCGGUGUUAUCAAGUCAGUGCUGCUCCUGGAGAAAGGCAUGUUGGUGCCCAAUGCCGGGUUCGAGAAUCUUAACCCGAAGCUGCGGCUGAAGGACUGGAAUCUCGCUCUGCUGUUGAACACCAUGGCUUGGCCCACGUCGGGCCUGCGCCGUGUCAGUGUCAACUCCUUCGGAUAUGGAGGUUCUAACGCACACGUCAUUAUCGAUGAUGCUUACCACUACCUGAAGAGUCAUCACCUCAUUGGCAAUCACUCGACGGUGGUCAACGAUGACAACGACUUUGGAUCAGACUCAGGUGUCAGUAUGGGUGGAAGUGACGCCAACACGCCUCCCCCAGAGGAAGAGGAUGACGACCACGUGCCAAUUGCUGGCAACAACAGAUUGCUGGUCUUCUCAAGUCUGGAUCAGGCCGGUCUCCAGCGGCAGGCUGCGAGCUACCGAUCGGCUUUAUCCAAGACGGAGAAGAAUCAGAAGUUGACCACAUUGGAAUACCUGGAUCAGCAGGUAUAUCUGGACGACCUGGCCAACACUCUCGCCAGCCGCCGAACCAAAUUCGAUUAUCGCAGCUUCGCCGUCGCCGACUCUACCAGCACGUUGACGAGCAAGCUGUCCAAGGGCCUGCCAAAACUUAAGAGAGCCCUGAAAGAUAACAACAUCAUGAUGGUUUUCACCGGUCAAGGCGCUCAGUGGGCCCAGAUGGGCAGGGAGCUUCUGGAUCGACCUGUCUUCCGUGAGGCCACAGCCAAGUCACAGGCGUACCUGAAGAAAUACGGGGCGACCUGGGAUGUUUUUACCGAGCUCUCCAAGGGCGAAGAUAGCAGAAUCGACUCACCCGAAUUCAGUCAGCCGAUCUGCACCGUUCUCCAAGUCUCCCUUGUGGCACUCCUCCGCCACUGGGGUGUCACACCCAAGGCGACCGUUGGCCACUCCAGUGGUGAGAUUGGGGCUGCGUAUGCCGCUGGUUAUCUCACCCACGAAGAUGCGAUCAAGAUUGCAUACUUCCGAGGCGUCUACUCGGAGGACGUAGCACGCCGACUUGUCGACCGCCAAGGCAUCAUGAUGGCAGCUGGUGUUUCAGAGGCCGUGGCUCAGGAGUAUCUUCAGAAAGUCACUGACGGUGUUGCCGUUGCGGCAUGCAUCAACAGUCCAUCCAGCGUCACGCUAUCUGGAGAUGUGUCAGCCAUUAACCAGCUGGAAAGCAUGUUGGCUAAAGAUGGCAAGUUCGCACGCAAGCUGCGUGUCAAGACGGCGUAUCAUUCAUCACACAUGCAAGUCAUUGCCGACGACUACCUUCGUGCCAUGGGUGACAUCAAGCCACUUCAGGGCAAUGCCGGCACUUUCAUGUACUCCUCGGUGACCGGCAAGUUGGCAUCGGCUUCUGACUUUGACGCCACGUACUGGGUCAAGAAUAUGGUUGGGUCCGUGCGGUUCUCUGACGCAGUAAGUGGCUUGCUUGUCCACUCAACCAGCAAGUCUGCCCGCCGCAAGACCCCUGUGAAGUGGAGUGCCGUGGUCGAACUUGGUCCUCACGAGGCUCUCAAGGGCCCUGUCAACCAGAUCAUGACGGCUGUCGACAGCAAGCUUUCCUCCAACAUCAUCUACAUGGCGCCAGUCCUUCGAGGCAAGAAUGCACAGAUCACGGCAUUGGAAGCCGCCGGCAACCUGUGGUGUUCAGGUCACUCAGUCGACCUGGCCAAGGUCAACGGGUUUGACCGACAACUUGCCACCAGGAAAGUCCUCUCAGAUCUGCCCACCUACCCAUGGAACCACUCCAAAGGCUUUUGGUACGAGCCUCGCAUGACCACCGCAAAGAGGUUCAAGAAGGAGCCACGAACUGAUCUUUUGGGUGCUCCCAUUGACAACCAGAACGAUUUGGAGCCGCAUUGGCGUCAAAUCCUGCGCAUUUCCGAGAACCCGUGGAUGGAGCACCACGAAAUCACCGGCACGAUCCUCUACCCCGGUGCUGGCAUGCUGAUCAUGGCCAUUGAGGCUGCUCGACAACUGGCUGACCCCACCCGGUCUUUGAAGGGCAUUGAACUGCAAGAUGUCGUCUUUGGUCGUGGUCUGGUCAUCCCAUCAGGUGAGGAGGCUGUGGAAACCUCCCUCAGUCUGCGACCACACAAGACCUUCCCUCAUACCUACAGCUGGACUCUCUACUCUCUUCCCGCAGGAAGCUCAUCGUGGGUCGAGAAUUCCUCGGGUCUCGUGGCUCUGAUCUACCAUGACCGAACCGAGGCGGUGGACGGGAUCAACACGGAAUGGGGCUUCCAGUCUUCCACUUACGAAGCCAUCAAGAAGACCUCGACGGUCAACAUCAACAUGGACAAGUUCUACAAGGACUUGGCUGCCAUCGGCAUGGGUUAUGGCCCCUCUUUCAGGAACCUGACUGAGAGCAAGGCGGUCCCCGGCACCUUCCGUGCUCACGGUGUGAUUACCAUUCCCGAAACCAAGGCCCUUAUGCCACAUCAAUUCGAAUACCCACAUCUCAUUCAUCCAGCCACACUGGAUGCCAUCUUCCAUCUCCUGUUCGCGGGCUUCGCCCAGGAUGAGGGCAUGAAAGAAUCCGCAGUGCCAGUCAGCAUGGAGAGGAUGUUCAUCGCAGCUGAAUGCCCUCAAGGAGCCGGCACUCAGUAUUUCGGAUACACCGAAGGUACCAUGGCGGACGGUCGCGAUCUUGCCGGAGACAUCGUCCUGUCUGAUGAUCAAUGGUCGGAGCCCAAGGUUGUAAUCUCCAUCAAUGCCCGAAAGGUCACCUCCAGCGGGUCAAACAGCGAUGGUGCCUCUUUGGAUGAGAUCAAGAGGACGGCUGUGCCUGUCUGGAAGGAAGACUUCUCCUUCAUGGAGCCAAGCGUUAUCGAAAGCUUCAUCCAAGACAACGCCCAAACAGCUAGCGCACAGCUGGCUCUCUGGCUCGACCGCGCAUGCCACAAGGACGCGGACCUCCGCGUGCUCUUCGUGGCCGACAACAUGUCUACCGAUCUGCAGGAAAUCAUCCGCAAAUUUGGACCGGAAGAAGGUCAGAUUCUUCGAUUCCGACAGCUCACAGUUGCAGCCAAGGAUGAGGCUGCUAUCGAGGAGAUGAAGACACUCGGACUCGACAAUUUGUUGGUGAAGUACCAAACCAUCGACCUGAAGGCUUCAGCCACCGAACAGAACUUUGCUGAGAGUGCAUUCGACAUGAUCCUGGCCGGUGCCGCACCUGCAGCUGGAGCUCAACAGGCUGCAUCCUCUCUCAAGCCAUUGUUGGCACCGAAUGGUAAGUUGAUCUUCACCAGCACCAUCUCAGAGGAUCCCAAGGACAACUGGCAAGCCAUUUUUGAGGACGUUGGACUGGUGAAGGUUGCUGUCUGCCAAGAGCCAGCGACCGAGGCUGUCUUGGCAGUCGGCUCUGCUGGUACAAAGGAAGAGUCGGCUCCACAGUACAGCAAUAUUGUCUUCCUGAAGAGAGACAUCGUCUCGGCAGAGCUGGAAACCACAAUGGAGAAGCUGUCAAGCCAGCUCAAGACGAUCGGGAUCCAGACCGAGGUCGCCACCCUCAGUGCGAUCGAAGAUGUCCAGGAGAAGGGUGUCAUCUCCUUUUUGGAAGCCGAGACUCCCUUGGUCAUCAACUGGAGCAGCGGAGAGCUCGAACAGUUCAAACGCCUGGUAUUAUCGACCCCAUACUUGAUCUGGAUCACUAGAGGUGGUCAGUUGAUUGAUUCCGAGGCUCUGGAAUUUGCACCAGCGACUGGUCUGCUGCGCACGAUCCGAACCGAAGUACCUCAGAUCACUCUGCCACACAUUGAUUUGGCACCCGCCGUCGAUUUAGCUGCCAAAUCCACCACCGACUUGAUCAUGAAGGUUUUCAAUGCCACAGCACGAGAGACAACGCAGACACCAGAAAUGGAAUUCGUCUCGUCACAGGGCAAGGUCUUGAUUCCGAGAGUGGUUGAAAACAACAGCUUCGAUCGCGAGAUUGAGUUGCACUCCGCAAAUGUCAGACCGGUCAUGGCUCCUCUGCACCAGGAUGGUCGCCCACUCAAGCUCGAGAUUGGUUCGUCUAGAAUUCGCUGGGUUGAGGACGAGGAGGCAGUGUCAGGCCUGGCCUCCGAAGAUGUCGAGAUCAAGAUGUCGGCGGUGGGCUUGAGCAGCUUGGAUGCUCGUGCUCUUGCUGAUGCGUCUGGAGCCGUGGUCGGCCGAGAGGGCACCGGUGUUGUCACUCGUAUCGGUUCCGCUGUCAAGCGCUUCUCUGUCGGUCAAGAAGUGGCCGUCCUCAAGGCUCACAGCUACAGGACACACCUACGACAAGAUCAGUCCCUUGUCCAGGCUUUGCCCGCGAAAGUCUCGCCGGUCGAGGCAGCAGCUCUCCCGACCACCUAUUCCGCCGCAUACUACGGCCUGGUUGACCUUGCCCGCGUCUCCUCGACUGACAAGGUACUGAUACAGGCUGGCAGCAGCGGCUUGGGCUACGCCGCCGUGCAGAUUGCACUUUGGAAGGGUGCUGAUAUCUUCGUCACGGCUGACCCGACUGCCACUCCAACCCUCGUUGCGUACGGCAUCCCUGCAGACCAGAUCUUCGACGAACGAAGCGGCUACAAGGUGCAGCUUCAACACAUUGCUGGUCCCCUGGAUGUCAUCUUCAGCGCAACAUCGGGCAAGCCGCUUCGAGAUUUGUGUGCUUUGAUCAAAGACUUUGGCCGUUUCGUCAACGUCAGCUCCGAGGCGACAACGGAACAGCUCUGCCCAACCCUCUUCGCACGCAAUGUCAGCUUCACCAACAUGGACUUGGAGCGCCUCUUCAGCAGCCCCUUGAUGAGCCGGCUCCUCGGGAAAGUGUUCAGCUUGCUCGACAACGGCUUCGUCGGCCCCAUCCCCACCACGGCACACUCCGUCUCCCGUCUGCAAGAGGUGGUUUCCUCCUUCGAGGGUGCUCAUGGUGUCACCGUCCUCCGUCUUGACCAAGACGCGGUCGUCUCCACCGCUCCCCUGGCCCCACCAGCUUUGAAGCUCGACCCUGAAGCGACCUACGUCCUCUCUGGCGGUCUUGGUGGCCUCGGUCCUAACAUUGCCAGCACCAUGUACGAGGCUGGUGCCCGCCACUUAGUCUUCCUUUCCCGAUCUGGCGCUCGCACACCAGAGCAGAAAGCCGUAUUGAAGAAGCUUCAAGCUGGCGGCUGCAAGGCCGACGCACUGGCUUGCGAUGUCAGCGAUGCCAACGAUAUGCGAAAGGCCAUGGAUACGGCAGCUCGAAACGGCUGGAAGAUCAAGGGUGUCAUCCAAUGCGCCAUGGUCCUGCGUGACUCAGUCCUCGAGAACAUGACCUACGACAAGUGGGUCGGCGCCACCACCUGCAAAAUCCCCGGAACCUGGAACCUCCACGCCUUCCUGCCCGAGGACAUGGAUUUUUUCAUCGUUCUGUCAUCCGUAGUCAGCGUCAUCGGAAACACCGGUCAAGCCAACUAUUCGGCCGGCAACUCUUACCUGGACGCUCUCGCUCACUACCGCCACAACAAAGGUCUUGCUGCCACCAGUCUGAACAUCGGUCUCGUCACCGACGCCACUCACUUCACCGAAGACUUCACAAUCGAGAACUUCCUGCAGCUUUACGGCCACUUGGUUCCCGUGUCAGUCGAGGACAAAGAAGUCAACAUUGCCUUGACCGCGGCCAUGCGUGGCGUCACCUCGGACGGCGUCAAGGUGCCGACACAGGUCGUGGUUGGCAUCCGAGGCGAUCUCGAUCGCGAAGGCAGCGUCACCAGCUUGUGGCCCAAGGAUCGCAAAUUCGACCACCGAGCCAAGUACAAGGGUACCGGCGGUGGCGAUGGCAAGGUUCCGCUCAAGACCAUCCUCGCUAACGCCAAGUCCAUUGGAGAGGCUGCAGAAGCAGUCGAGUCCGCUCUGCGAUCCAGUGUCGCAACCUCAAUGGGCUCAUCACCCGAUGAGGUCGAUGUUGACAAACCACUGCACUCUUUCGGAAUCGACUCCCUCAAAGCAGUCGAAGUCCGCAACUGGCUUUUCAGAGAAGCCAAGGCCGACAUCUCGGUCUUCGAGAUCCUCAGCCCAACGCCGCUGAAUGUUCUCUCGACCAAGAUUGCUGCAAAGAGUAAAGCUUUACCUGCCGACAUCACAAAACAAGCUGCGGAGGAGCUGCAAGAGUAGAUUUCCAGAUUGGAUGGCAUCAAAAGCAUGUGGGCAUGAACAAUUUGGGAUCAAGAAUGUGAACAUGGAGUUUUAGGUGAAUUCGGGUAUGGAUUGGAUGUUGUCUGGCUUAAAGUGUCUUGUUUGAUAUGGCAUGUAGGAUUUGAGAUUGAGCGAGUGCAUAAUAGAUUUUCCUUACCUUCCACUCGUCAGUCUUGGCCAACUCGAGACAAUCCUAGAUGUUCAUGAGAGGAUGGCAAGUUCCU
Exophiala viscosa is the source of this 7654-nucleotide messenger RNA. RefSeq names its product PKSN polyketide synthase for alternapyrone biosynthesis. Gene Ontology annotation, molecular function: oxidoreductase activity; phosphopantetheine binding; 3-oxoacyl-[acyl-carrier-protein] synthase activity. Gene Ontology annotation, biological process: secondary metabolite biosynthetic process; fatty acid biosynthetic process. Bases 360 to 7409 code for a protein of 2349 amino acids. The transcript has 3 exons. NCBI's taxonomy places the organism in Eukaryota, Fungi, Ascomycota, Eurotiomycetes, Chaetothyriales, Herpotrichiellaceae. The record is from RefSeq and is a predicted model, not a curated record.